GGAAGCGCGGUGCGAAGCCUUUGUCUCGGCAGCCAGCGGCUCGUCCUUGUGCCGCCCGACGGGCUGCCGGCCCCGGCUGCGGCUCGAUUGUGCUUUUCGCCGCCCCGGGCAUGUCUUGACAUAGCUGCGCUGUCGUGCACUUCCGACGGAUGUCUCUGGCCGCCGCGACAGCGUUCGGGGUCUGAGCCUCGGCAGCGGCUGGCGGCGGAGCGAGUGUGACAUUCCCCCGCUCGCCGUCUGAGGGAGGGAGAAGGGGAAGAAAGGAGCAGUCGCUCCCGCAAGGUUUUCCUUCUUGCUGGGUCAGCCUUCCUGGAUGGUUGCAUUACUCCCUCGUGGACACGUUGCCAAGCGCCUACAGAGAAAGAGGCUGGAAUAUUUUUUCCCCUGAUUGGUUUUCGUCGUGCUCGUCGUGCCGAAAUCCCCACUUUUCUCCCAGUUUGCUGGUCCGCACCGAGGCAGCAGGAAUAUGCUCAUGAAGGAGUACCGGAUCUGUAUGCCUUUGACAGUUGAGGAGUACAGAAUUGGACAGCUGUACAUGAUAAGCAAGCAUAGCCAUGAGCAGAGUGACAGAGGUGAAGGUGUGGAAGUGGUGCAGAAUGAACCCUAUGAAGAUCCAAACCACGGCAAUGGUCAGCUAACAGAGAAACGGGUUUAUCUCAACAGCAAACUGCCUAGCUGGGCUAGGGCAGUUGUUCCCAAAAUCUUUUAUGUUACAGAGAAGGCUUGGAAUUACUAUCCUUAUACCAUCACAGAAUACACAUGUUCAUUUUUGCCUAAAUUCUCCAUUCACAUAGAGACAAAAUACGAGGACAACAAAGGAAGCAAUGACAGCAUUUUUGACAAAGAAGCUAAAGAUCUGGAGCGAGAAGUCUGCUUUAUUGAUAUUGCGAGCGAUGAAAUCCCCGAGCGCUAUUACAAGGAAUCGGAGGAUCCUAAAUAUUUCAAGUCACAGAAGACUGGGAGGGGCCAGUUAAAAGAAGGCUGGAGAGAGACCCAUCAGCCGAUUAUGUGUUCCUACAAACUUGUGACUGUGAAAUUUGAAGUCUGGGGACUUCAAACCAGAGUAGAGCAAUUUGUACACAAGGUGGUCAGAGAUAUACUAUUGAUUGGUCACCGGCAGGCUUUUGCCUGGGUUGAUGAGUGGUAUGAUAUGACUAUGGAUGAUGUUCGAGAAUACGAGAAAAAUAUGCAUGAAAAAACCAACAUUAAAGUUUGCAACCAACAUUCAUCUACUGUGGAUGAAAUAGAGAGCCAUGCCAAAGCAAGAACAUGACAAUGGAUCAAGUUCGAGAGUUUGAAAGAGCCACUCAGGAAGCUACCAACAAGAAGAUCGGCGUCUUCCCACCUGCAAUAUCUAUCGCUAACAUUUCCAUGCCUUCUUCAACCCGCAGUGCUCCAUCUAGUGCUCCGUCAACUCCUCUCUCCACAGAUGCUCCUGAAUUCCUAACGGUUCCCAAAGACCGGCCUCGGAAAACAUCUGCUCCAGAAACUCUCACUCUUCCAGAUCCAGCGAAAAAAACCCUUUGAAUUAACCCAGCAUGUUUCCUCCUGAUAAGCCAUGUCUACCACAGCAAGACUGAUGUAACUUAAUUUCUACAAAGGUCAUGGUGGUUUGUUAGUUGGUUGUUUGUUUUUUUUUUCCUCUUAAAAUAAUCUUACUGGUGUGGAAAGAUUACUUCUUUCCUCAGAAUUGAUCCUUAAAACCUUCAGAGAAGUGCAUGCAAGAGAAUGUAGUUUAUAUACUCCUAAAGUAGUGUUUCAAGCCAUCUUACUGACAUACGGUGAAAUAGCCUGAGGGGAACCCUAAAAAACCAUAAAUCGUCCUGUAGCAGUACCCUACCUACAAAUCCUCAUCUAGGUCAUAGCAUUUAUAAUUAGGAGUAAGUAUUUAGUAAAGCUGCCAAGGACUUCUGAGGCAAAUCAGUGCCAACUAAAAUGCAGGGUUAACAGGAAAAAACCCUCCCGUUUUCUUCUUCUUUUAUAGCGGAUUUUAAAAGCCUUCCUACUCUCAGGCUUCUCCUGUGUAUUCAUAAACCUUUGACCUGUAACUCAUUGCACUCGAACACCAACAGCAAUCGCUCAGACUUGCAGUUCGCUUAAUAUGACUCAGGAUUUGGGGCCUUAGCUAACAAACGCAAAACUUUUCAAACCUAAAAUACCGCUGUAUCGAAGCCCUGAUUGUAAUUAAUUAUACUGACUUUGAGGCCAUUGAACUAUUUCUACCUUGCACAGAAUUUGUAAAAGAAACCACCUGUUUGUUGUAAAUAAUGUAUUUUAAUAGCUCUCCCCUGUCCUUUUUGUGGUCUCUGAAGUCCGUAUUGGUGUUCAUCGGUGGUGUUCCUUGUGUAAGAUUGAAAAAAAAGCAGCUAAAUUGAGCCAGUUGAGAAGCAAAACCAAUGAAUUCUGUCUUUUCCUCGCUGGAAGAAGAGUGGUAGUUACGCUGUAGGAUCUUGAAUGUAAAGGAAAGAGAAUAUCAGGCUCUUUUUUCUUUCCCGCCUCCCGUCUUUCCCAAACAGCACGUUCCCAAAAGCUGGUCCCAGGCUUUGCCAUCGUCCCAGGAAGGGGUGAGCAAACCUGGUGACUUUAGGAAGCAAGGGAAUGGUGGGGCUGCGCGGUCCGUGGAGGGCGACGCUAAGGGAACAGAAGCUCUUCGAUCUCAGGAAUUAAAAUGCAGAAAAGGAUGUUUCCCGGUAGGGAAGUGUAGACUGGAAGGAGGAGAAAAAGAAAUGGCAGAAGCGGUUUCUUCCUUCCUUCUCAAAACGGAAGCUCGGUGAGAAACGUCCCCCACUGCCCCCACCUGGGGUGCGCUGCCUGUCACACAGGUGGGCGCUGCCGGGACCUGCGGGUGCUGCAGGAGGUGUUCAAUAAUCCACUGCUCAGUUCCCAGGGAGCAACAGCCAUUACCUGAAGCAAGAGCAAAGCGGGUGAAAUUUUGCACCACCGGUGGGGUGUUAGGUGGAUGGUAAAAAAGAGGGUCCCCCAGAGCUGAACGGGGGUCGGAUGUUGAACACUCCGUUUGGGGUGGCCUUUUACCUGGGCGGGACGUCCGUGCCGUCUUCUCAGCACCACGCUGGGAUCUGCUGGCUGAAAUGCACUGAACUUCUCGAUGGCUGUAGAUCCAGUAGGAGUUACCUUGAAUGUGUGGUAUUUGUAGAGUAGUUUUAGUAGCAGGAGAAGUAAUUCCACUGCCAGCCUGCACUGAAAACAAGUGUAUAUUUGUUUGAUAGUUAAAAUCCUGUAGCUAGCAAAAUCCUGCGGCUCUUUGUAGGGUAGCUGUGGUCUGACUUCAUGCGUUCCCCCCCUUACUGUCCAUGUUUUGCUUUGCUUUUCUUCUCAGAGCUAGUAAUUCUGUGUGGUUAGUAAACCAAUGGGUAACGAUUUAUUUGUUUGAAAAGAAUCCGCUGUAACGAUGCAAACAAAACUUGCCUACGCUAGUUUAUGAUUUCAGCGUAAAAAGUGUGCAGAUUGUAUAUUCAUGAUUAUAACUGGUCUGCUCUUUUAAUUAUUAUUAUUUGUUUAGUUGCACGAUUGGAACAUCGGAAGAGAAGGGAAACCUUUGAAAACAUGAAGCAUUGUCUGGUGGGGUUUUAAUUUCCUGAAUUUGACCUAUAUAGGAAUAGUCGAGGUCUGCUCCCCCUGACGUCUGGUUUUCAGUGACUGUCGUCUUUGUCAAGGCAGAAUUUGCUCAGCUCCAUCACAGUGUCCUUGUGCUUACACGUUACUGUUUCUAGAUAAGUUCUGGCAUCUGCAUCUGACAGGGAUUAUUAGAUCAAAGCAGUCCUGCCUUUACUUACAUUUAACCGAUUGAUUUCCAAUCCCACGUGGAUACAGUGAUUAUCAUAUUAGGUGGCUUUGGGGAUAAGGCAUGUGUGACAGUUACUAACAGACCUGAAUAGGACACAUCUUAAUAGCUGCGUGACAGAGAUGUCGGAGAAAGACACUGAUCACAUCAUGAUAAAAAUGACAGACUGUUCCGUGUCCCGUCUGCCGGUGCUGCUGCUGUCACCCUGCCACCCAGCAGGGCUGCUCUCCAGGAGCACCGGGUUUGCUGACGGAACAGCCGGAGUUCCCCGUUGGCCACAACAAGGAUCAGUCACGUUGCCCCCGUGUUGCUUGCUGAUGAAGGCAGAUAAAAAGAUGGGUGAUGUUUCAUUGCUUUGGGUCAGAAAUGCCCCAGGCUUGUCAUUGCCUUUGUCAGUAACCCUCUGCUGUGUCCAGCUUGGCUUUCCCCUCUGCUCAGUACCAUGUAGUCAAUGUCAUCUGUAAAUACCUUUUUCUGUUUGGUUGGGGUUUGUUUGUUUUCUAAGUAGGAUAACUUUCUAGAAUAUUCCCAGCAAAUGCUCAGAAGCACACGAAAUUAAAUGAAAAGCAAGGUCUGAACACUUCAGCAUAACAUCUUGAGGCAAAGGGGUCGGUUUCAUUACCGAUUUUUUUCACAGUGCUUUCUGUUGUAUUUUCAAACAUGUUUAUGAGGAGAAAAAUAGAGAGCAAUUUGCAGGUGUUCAUCACUUCUUUUGCAAAAAUAAAUGCUGUGAUCGUUCAGUGGGUGCAUCUUUAGAGCCUCGUGCUGUGCAGCAAAGCUGAACAGGCACAGUAGCUGUGUUCCUGUUCUCUGCCACAGCGGCUGAAGGAUUGCACGAUCCAGCUCUGCUGGGGCUUGGCAAGGAGCUUUUCAUCAAGGAGAAUACAGUUCAGAGCAAAGAACACAAUUAGUUUCUUUGGGUUUCUAUUGAAACUUCUUCCCAGCUUUGCUUGUACAUUUAUGUAUUUCGUAUAGAACAAUCAUUACAAAAUAACUGGCAAUUCAUUGCAGUCUUUAGGAGGGGACGUCUCCCAGUAAAUUAAAAAAGGGAGGUAUCCAUAAAGACUAUGAGGAGCAGCACAUUCCUGAAACACAUACUGAAUAGGAUUUCUUAUGAAUGUAAUGGUUAAUUUUGUAAAUGACUGGAUAAAUCCUGUGAAAAUAAACUAUUUGACCUUA
Molecule: messenger RNA, 4981 nt
Organism: Falco peregrinus (peregrine falcon)
Lineage: Eukaryota; Metazoa; Chordata; Aves; Falconiformes; Falconidae
Gene: PITPNC1
Product: phosphatidylinositol transfer protein cytoplasmic 1
Exons: 10
Coding region: 467-1273 (268 amino acids)
Biological process (GO): phospholipid transport
Cellular component (GO): cytoplasm
Molecular function (GO): phosphatidylinositol binding; phosphatidylinositol transfer activity
Source: RefSeq, a predicted model, not a curated record